Messenger RNA from Girardinichthys multiradiatus, 764 nucleotides. RefSeq names its product centrosomal protein 20 (gene cep20). Gene Ontology annotation, molecular function: protein binding. The transcript is spliced from 4 exons. NCBI's taxonomy places the organism in Eukaryota, Metazoa, Chordata, Actinopteri, Cyprinodontiformes, Goodeidae. Bases 102 to 524 code for a protein of 140 amino acids. Gene Ontology annotation, biological process: microtubule anchoring; cilium assembly. Gene Ontology annotation, cellular component: centrosome; motile cilium; ciliary basal body. The record is from RefSeq and is a predicted model, not a curated record.
AUUUUCUGUAGUCUUUUGUAGAUACAAAACCUGGGCGCUAGAUGGCAGAGGUUUAUAAAGUCAACCGUUAGUUAUUCCAUGGUUUGUUUACGCUUGUCACAAUGGCGACCAUCUCUGAAUUGAAGAAUGCUGUGAGGGAGACACUGGAGUCCCGUGGUGUACUGGGCCAGCUGAAGGCUCGGAUCCGAGCGGAGGUGUUCAACGCCCUGGAUGAGCACCGUAGUGCGAGGCCAUCGUUGUCCCAUGAAAACCUGCUGAUAAACGAGCUCAUCAGGGAGUACCUGGAGUUCAACAAAUACAGGAACACAGCCUCGGUGCUUACAGCAGAGUCGGGCCAACCUGAAACUCCCUUGGACAGACAGUUUUUGGCCACUGAGCUGAGAGUUUCUGAGGAUGCAAGCUCCAAAACUGUACCUCUGCUCUAUGGACUGGUUUCUCACUUCCUGAAAAGCAGUGAUAACAGAGGGAAGGUUUUGCUGCGAGGUGCUGCUGUGAGUGUCUCAGCUCCUGGACACGACUCAUGAAAUGAUCUGACAUGCAGCUGGUGACCUGUGAUGCUCAUGGACUUGGAUGCUUUGGCUCUCCAAGGAAGUCUUCACCCCACUGAAUACAACUUGUUGCCUCUUUUUUGCUUUAUCUACAAGGAUUGCAGAAUGAAAUAUCUAAACCCAGGGUGAAUAAAUAGUCUUUGUGUAGCUUUUAUAAGUUGUCAAAAUUUAUUUUUUACAAAGAUUUGCGAACAAUAAAUGUUGCAUCAGUGAAAA